Messenger RNA from Bacillus rossius redtenbacheri, 13383 nucleotides. RefSeq names its product protein O-mannosyl-transferase TMTC4-like. Gene Ontology annotation, cellular component: endoplasmic reticulum. The coding region runs from base 578 to 3007 and encodes 809 amino acids. The transcript is spliced from 14 exons. Gene Ontology annotation, biological process: protein O-linked glycosylation via mannose; endoplasmic reticulum unfolded protein response. The record is from RefSeq and is a predicted model, not a curated record. NCBI's taxonomy places the organism in Eukaryota, Metazoa, Arthropoda, Insecta, Phasmatodea, Bacillidae. Gene Ontology annotation, molecular function: protein binding; mannosyltransferase activity.
UAUAAUUUUAACGUAAUUUUUUGAAGUAAUGUUUUAAUAUUUAUUUUUAUAUACGUCUUUACUAGUUUUAGUUAAUAUUUAAUCAAGUACUGUGGUUUACCGUGCGGCCAUUGACCCCCUGCUGAAUGGACUUGUCCACCCAUGAGAGAGGGGGAAAUUAGCGGAGGGAGUUGGCUGACGUCACGGCAGUGUGACGUAUGCGGCGAGCGAACUUUUUUGGACACUUGGCAGUCGAAGUCGAGAGAAGCUUGCGGGCGGGUCAGUUGUGAAUAUGAGAUCCCAGGGUAACCCCGUGCUCGGGGGUUGGGACGCGACCCACACUUCGGUAUGAACGGUUAACUAUGGAUACUGCUUCGCGGAUUUAUCGUUGCCGCGGCCCGCAUCAGCUGCAUUAUAUUUUGGAUAACCUGUAAUUUACGGCAACGUAGUUCGCAUCAACGAUUUUUAACUUUUUCGCAAGUCGCGAGUGUAAUUCCACCACGCCCCGAAGUGCGUCGACCGGCGCCAUUUGACUGUGCAACAUGGUCGUCUACGCCCAGUCUACAGCCCGGGUACCCGAGGCGCUACAGUUUGGUAAAUGUCUACGGCACGGCGAGCACCAAUGUUUCAGUAUUUUUGGAGGAUGGCAGUGCAGAAUUGCUGCCCGGUUUUGCAAAACGAAACCAUUAAGUCAUCCCAAAUGCAUUCUAGGAGCAAGACUGCAAGAAGGAGACACAAACUCAAGGCAUCAUGGGACUCCACAUUCCCUAUAUCGAAGCCGCCGUGGCUGCUCUCGGCGCUGGUGGUGAGCGUGUGCGCGGCGGCGUGCUACGCCAACUCCCUGGGCGGCCAGUUCGUGUUCGACGACUCCGAGGCGGUGGUGAACAACGAGGACCUGCGCCCCGGGACGCCCGCCUGGAACCUACUGCGCAACGACUUCUGGGGGACACCCCUCAGGCACAACCACAGCCACAAGUCGUACCGCCCCCUCACCGUGCUGUCCUUCAGGUGGAACUACUGGACGAGCGACGGGCUGCAGCCGUGGGGGUUCCACCUCACGAACGUGGCGCUGCACUGCGCGGUGUCCGUGCUCUCGCUGCUGGUCUACGACCGUCUGUUCGGCUGUCGAAGCCCGCGCGCGUCGCUUCUCGCGGCCCUGCUGUUCGCGGUGCACCCCGUGCACUCGGAGGCGGUGGCGGGCGUGGUGGGGCGCGCGGACCUGCUCUGCUCGCUGUUCUACUUCGUGUCAUUCCUGCUGUACUGCCGCGCGGUGAGCGCCGCGCGGGGGCUGGCGCAGGCCGGCCUGGUGGCGGCCAGCGUGGCCGGAGCGCUCGCCGCCAUGCUGUGCAAGGAGCCGGGCAUCACCGUCAUCGGGCUGUGCAGCUCGUACGACGUGGCGGUGGUGUCGCGACUGGGGCCCCGCGACCUGCUGGCCCGCGUGUCCCGGACGGAGCCCCCGGGGGGCUCGCCGGCCCCCUCCUCCUGCAGCUCCGGCUCGGGGGGCGACGGCCCUCGCCGCAAGGCGGCUCCCCGCCCCCUGCCCCGCCCCCUGCUGUGGCGGCACGCCGCGCUUGCCGCCGCCGCCGCGCUCAUGCUCGCGCUGCGCUGGUGGGUCAUGGGCUCCGCCCCGCCCGCCUUCCACCGGGUCGACAACCCGGCUUCCUUCGCCGACAGCUUCUUCACCAGGGUGCUGACGUACAACUACGUGUACGCGCUGAACGCGUGGCUCCUGGUGUGCCCCGAGUGGCUGUGCUUCGACUGGUCCAUGGGCUGCGUGCCGCUGCUGUCGGCGCGGGACCCGCGCGUGCUGGGCGCGGGGGCCCUGUGGCUUGUGCUGGGCGCUCUGCUGUGGAGCCUGCUCACCCUGCCCCCGGGGGACCACCAGAGGAGACUGACGAUGGCCGUAGCGCUCACGCUGGUCCCCUUCCUGCCGGCCACCAACCUGCUGUUCCGGGUGGGCUUCGUGAUCGCGGAGCGCGUGCUGUACCUGCCGUCGGCCGGCUUCUGCAUGCUGGUGGUGCUGGGCUGCUGCCGGGUGGCAGCUGCCUUCCCCCGUGCCAGACACGCGGUGGGGGCGUGCUACCUGCUGCUGCUGCUGGUGCUGGGCGCGCGCGCGGCCUGGCGCAGCGCGGAGUGGCGCAGCGAGGCCUCGCUGUUCGCCAGCGCGCUGGCCGUGUGCCCCCUCAACGCCAAGGUGCACUACAACGUGGCCAAGAACGCGGCGGACGCCGGCAACAGGAGCUACGCGGUCCGGGAGUACGAGACCGCCCUGAGGCUGAACCCGGAGUACGACCAGGCCAUGAACAACCUCGCCAACAUCCUGCGGGACGAGCGACGGCUGCCCGAGGCGGAGCGCCUGCUGAGGAGAGCCGUGGAGCUGAGGCCGGUCUUCGCAGCGGCGUGGAUGAACCUGGGGAUAGUGCUGUCGAACAUGCGGAGGUUUCGGGAGGCGGAGGAGAGCUACGCCACGGCCCUGCGGCACCGCCGGAACUACCCGGACUGCCUCUACAACCUCGGCAACCUGCGGAGCGUGAGCAGGUUGAAGGACGUGGGUCGCCGCGUGUCGUGUCGGCAGUACCUGGAGCAGCGGAGGUACGACGACGCGCUGCUGGCGUGGACGAACGCCACGGCCCUGAAGCCAACCCACACGGUGGCCUGGAACAACAUGGUCAUCAUGCUGGACAACAUUGGGCGCGGGGAGCAGGCGGAGCUGGUGGCCCAGCGAGCCCUGGAGCGCCUGCCCGCUGAGCCGUCGCUGCACUUCAACCUGGCCAACGUGCUGGGCAAGUCGGGCCGCUUCGCCGAGGCGGAGAGGCACUUCGCCGAGGCGGUGGCCGCCGACCCCCGCAACCCCGUCUACCACACCAACCUGGGCGUGCUGUACCACCGCUGGAAGAAGUACGCGCGCGCGGAGCGGCACUACCGGCGCGCGCUCGAGCUCAGCCCGCAGCUGCAGAGCGCGCUCGAGAACAUGGCGCUGCUGCAGCGCACGCUGGCGAGGGCCGGCACGCACCCGGCGCGCGGCUAGCCCGGCACGGCACGGCACGGCACGGCACGGCACGGCACGGCACGGCACGGCACGGCACGGCACGGCACGGCGCGGCACUGCCGGCGCGCGCUCGAGCUCAGUCUCCUCUCUCCUUCCAGUGCACGAUGUCUGCCGUUUCAGUUUGCCCUGUGGCCAGGUACAACCCACAGAGCACAGAUGUUUUUGGACAAACUUUGUAAUCAAUGAAAAUUUUUCAAAAAUUUAAAAGGAAAAUUUUGAAUAAGAAUCUAGGAGUUGUAUUUUAUCAAGAACAUAGUCUGAUAAUAUUCAAUUUUCACUUUUAAGAUAACGUAACUGAAAUAUGCGAUCUUGGAUCUAACAAUUUUUUCUAUCAAAUAUUUUUUAUAUAAUUUAAUAUUAAAAAAAUUUAAGUCUGUUUAUUAAUAAUCUGACUGCUACAAAUAGUUUAGGAGUGAUAUUUUUUUUUUAUUUCAGUAUGUAUGCAACUCUAAUAAUACUGACAAAAGACACUAUUUGUGUUCUUAUAAAAUUCAACAAAUAGUAAAAUAGAAAAAUUCUUAAAACUUAAAUUAAGUAUUGAUUACGUACAAAAUAAGAAUUUUUACUGUUAAGAAGCUGGGUAUUAGGUAUCAGUCUGGCAACACUGCACUGCAACUAAGCGUGAUACAGACUAUAGCCUCAUGCAGUUAUACUUGUAAGCUUGCGUGCCCCAUGCGUAGCCAGCCUUCAUCUUUGCACUGGCUUCUUCGCUCAAUGCGAGUUCCUUAACCCCAGUGUGGGCGCGCCACACCAAGCAAUACAGAGACACUCUAGGAUAGAAUCCACAAUCCCCCACAUGCUGGGGCAAAACUUCCGUUACAUUGAAAUGUUGUGUGGCCUGCCCGUGAUUCAGUACUUUUUCUUUUUGUCUUAUGGCCAGUUGCACCAUCUGAGUUCCGGUGUGAUCUCGUUCAUAAACAUGUUUGAUCAUGGUUCAACCACAUUUAUGCUGAGAUGAACAGACAGUUGAGGCGGUUCGUGGAUAAUGAUCUCCAAUCAACACAGUGCAAGCAGGAAUUUAUAUGGAAUUUAUCGAGGUUAUUAUUGUAACCAGGCAUAAUAAUUAGAGAAUUAUUACUAAAAUCUGGCUUGGUAUAAAUUUACAACCACAUUCUACAUGUAAUACGCCCAUAUUUUGUGUGUUUGUAAGACUCAUUAUUUUAGUAUUUCUAAUGCUUUAAUAAGGCUUUUUAUUUUGUUACAAUUACUUUCAUAUUAAAUAUAGGCUUUUUCAUAUAGCAAAACCGAUUCAUACACCAUGCCAUUUUGUUUUGCAAUAGCUUUUAAUUAUCGGUUUGUGUUUUUCAAUUGUAGUCAAAAAUCUGAAGCGGUACUGCAGUGCCCACAUGAGCUUCCAUUAUGUGGCGACGUCAGCCAUUUGCUCGCCAUGUCGCAGUCAAUUGUAGCGACUUCAUAUCGUUCUAGUGCACCAAUAGAAAUGAUUCCUAACAUUUUUCGACACUGCUGCUAUCUCUUGCCACAGAUUGAAAACGUAUGAGUUUUGGCUGACCCGAGCGAAGGUUGUGUAGUCCCUGAAUGUGUUGGCACAAUGUUCAGAGGAGUGAUGUAAUGAUCAUUCUUGGGUGAAGAAUGGUGCAACUGGCCAAUAGAGUCUUUUACGUGAUCUAUGGGCCAGUCGUAGAAGCAGGCCAAAACUAAAAUUAUUAGGAAGUUUUGAAAUGAGGCCUCAAUAUUUCUCAGUUCCUGGCAGUUCUUUCCACAUCUUGCUGUGUGAAGUGGUCCAUAGAGCACUGACUGCUAUCAGUCAUGGCAGAAGGAUGAUAUGAAUCACAAGCAAUAAAUUAUUAUUAUUAAUCAUAGGGACACUGAUGUUUAAAAUUUUACCUAACACACAAAAUAAAUGCAAUGUAAGUUUUAUUAAAAGUCUGGUGAAUUAGCGUGAUCAAAAGAUACAUUGUAUGAUUUGUGUGCAUUGCAAUCAUUGUAUUUUUUGCGAAGACUGAUUACAAAAGUACUUAUAUCUAAACGUGAGUCAUCUUAACUGAAUGUUAACAUGAAACUGUCGGGUACUUGUGUGAGGCAAACCUUGUAGUAACUUCCAGUAAUUAUCCAUUUUGAUUUAUGGAAGUAUCAGAUUUUGUGUUUGUUUCCUGGAUUCAGCUUACACAAAUACUUAUUUAUGUAUUAUACAUAGUAGUAAUACUGAAUUACGUAUUUCUCAUAUCUGUUACUUACCAUAACAAUGUUAGCACUGUACUUUUUCAAUUUUAUGCUAUUCUUGAAUGUGAAAUUUUUUACAAACUUGUAUUUGAAAGCUGUACUAUCAACAUGAUGUUAGUUGGCCAGUUGGGAAAAUGCUAAAAUGGUAUAUCUAUAGUAGAUAUAUGUAAGUAAAUGAUGGGAACCUGAAUAUAAUGUGACCCAAUACUUUUUGAUUAUAAGUUUAUGAAUAAGACUUUAUGGAUUGUAAAUUGCAAUUCAAGUACAACGCUCUUGAAAAUUAAUUAAAUUAUUAGUUUAUUCCAUUUUUACUAGACCCCUUCUGGUGCCACUUUCAUCAGUUGAGUGAUUUUCAUGGUCUCUUUUGAAACACCAGGCAGCAGCUAGAGAAAAAAAAAAAUAUAUAUAUAUUUUUUAUGAUUGUAGUCCAAAUGGCUAUUCAGAAAGCAAAGAUUGUGUUGAUAGCAGCUGCAGUGAAGAGACACAGAAAGAACCCAGUGGCACUCCAUGUACCCCCUCUCCUCCAUCCUGCAUCUCUCAUCUGUCAGUCGGUGCAGAGGUGCAGAAGCCUCGGACUAAAGUGACAUGAGUGAUGCAGUUUACAUACAGGCAGAUCAUGGGCGUCGCAACCGGGGGGGACGGGGGGGGACACGUCACCCCCCAAUAAUAAAAGUAUUUUUUUCUGUGUGUUUGGUUUUUGAAGUUUCCUGUCUAAUAUAUAUUUUUAAAUGGUUGUGAAUGUAAAUAGUUUACUUAAAAGGCAAUGGUUGUGUAUGAAAUUAGCUUUAAGGUAACGAAAGCAUUUUAAUAAGUAGGUACUAUUUUUGUUUGUUUGUUUGUUUGUUUGAGGAAAUGUUAAUGGCAACAAAAUGUUGGUCUGCAUCCUACUUAAAAUGGACCAUUUUGGUUUUGGUUAAAGUUUCGCAGAAUACAGUUAAAGUGAACUGAAAACACAGUGGAAAAAUUAGGAAAAUACAAACCUAAACCACUGUAUAAAUCUCAGGACCUCUGAAUUCCUGUGCUACAGUUAUUCAUAGGGACAACAGAGCACAGUAUUUAUACAAGAAAAUUAUGCACGUUUAAAAGUACUUGGUGUGUAAAUUUUCAUUCAGUGCUGUCAUUUUCAAAUUGUUUAUCUUUGAUGACUUAAGAUUCUUUUUGACAGGAACAAUGUCUUUCUUGUAUUGUCUGUAAAUCUACAGUGAUUCGUGUUUGAUGGAUGAACGGUAUGGUGAGGGGAGGGGGAAGGCUGGGAAAGUGAGGUUGCAUUGACCGAGACCCGAAGUGGACUUCACUUGUGCUCGGACUACCGUCCCCGGCCCAUCAGCCUCACAAGACCCAGCCACUCUGCUGCUAUCUGCUUAUUGCCGGCCGAAGGUCUGAACGCAGGCCAUCACACACUGGGGCAGUACACCUAUCCCUCACUCAGCACGGCUUCAGAUUGUGCGAAUUCAUUCAGCGCGAUUUUAAUUUUACUGCCUCAGUCUCAAAUGGCACAUCUGUAAACUUCAGUUAGCACGAAAUCUCGGCAGGCAAAAAAAAAAAGUCCAGCACGACGCCACGAAGUCUGUUUCAACUUCUGUGAGCAUGUGCUGUAGACACAUUUAGCCAAACAAGGGGGGAAGAGAAUCGCGCGCAGGUCUGUCAACGUUAUCGGCUGUUGUACAAACAUCAGCUGUGGCAAGCUAAAGUGCGGCUAUGGUGUGUAAAGGACCAAAUGUUUUUUUACGUCCGCGCGUAUGCCGCCAUACCGUACCGUACCGUACCGUACCGUACCGUACCGUACCGUACCGUACCGUACCGUACCGUACCGUACCGUACCGUACCGUACCGUUGUCGCCUGGCCACAGACCAGGCAGUGAACUCAGUCUAGCCAGUGGCAGGGAAUUCACUCAAAAAAAUGUAACGUGUGCCCAUUCAGCUGCCGGUAACUGUACAUGCUUGAUCACUCAUAAUACAUCGUGUUCAAGUAUUUGAGACAAAACUGGAAGUAUUACGGUGCGCAGACUGUCAGGCCACGCUUAUGUUGGUCACACUAUAGUUUUAAGCAAGUCAAUUGUGCGCACAAUCGUACUAAAUAAGGACUCUUACCAAUAUAAGUCUGAUGCUGUUGGUUGUACUAACGGGAAUAUAUUUGACAUUAGAUACCGGAACAGAAAUGAACAUAUGAUUCACGUGGAAAAGGUUGUUAAAUGAAUGUUACAUUGAAAAAAAAAAUCAUUGGCCUGAUAGGAUUGGUGUGAACCAGGUGGUGAUACGCGAAUAAGCGCUUUAAUUUUUGAAAAAUUAAAAUGUAGUUAUCCGGACAGUAAUCUCGGUUUCACUGUCAGUAAAGGUUGGUUUGGAAAGGUACGCGACGUGAGUUGAAGGUCACGCCCGGGUGGGCAAGUCAGCCAGCCGACUGACGAUAAAGUACAUAACCACGUAUCUCCCGUUACGUGGUGUCGUAUUUGUCAUACAAAGUGCGAUGGGAGGCAUAUAAAGAUAAAUGGUGUGACAUAUUCAUAGUUGAGUGUUAUUCAAUGCAUUUUUAUUACGUAAUGUAUAUUUUCCGACACAAUUUUUGAACACAUUAAAUAAAUUAGCUUUCCUAUUUACGGAAACUAAUGCUUCUGAAUACGCGAUUUCGAAUAACACGUGCAUUUUUAGGAAUGAAUUAGUUGUGCUAAGUGAGGGAUAGGUGUACCACAGUAGUGGUUGUGCGGUACAGGGGUAAAACACUCGCGUCAUUUUCGGCAGUGUCGACACACUUGAACGACUGCACCUGGACUAGACUGCAGGGAACUCAGAUUGAAAGGUUGCCCUAAACAGCGAAGAUCGAAUGGGAACUGAACAGAAACAAAAGGCGCCAAUAAAAAUGGUAGAAAAUGUCUAUAAGUAAUGUCACGUACCAGUCUUGAUAAUCAUUUUAUACUUAUUCACACACUAUUCUGAAGUUCUUUUGGGAUUACACUUAAAUCCAUACAGUUUAGAAUAUUUAACAAAUACAUAAUUCAAAACUUACAAAACAUAUAUCAUUUCCAGAAAAAAAAUUUGUUGGGUUGUAGGAAAACUUUAUAUGAACAAAAGCUAUUUAAAAACAAUACCUAUCUUUAAUUGCUGGUAACAGCUACACACAAACAUUUCAUCACAAAAUACUGAUGACAAGAAUAUUAAGGCAGUUGUUCACAAAGCAAAUGUGUAAAGAAGUAAGGAAUGUGUGAUGAUAAAUGAUAGACGGAGGACAGAAGAUGCUGGGAACGGGAGGAAGUAAGUCGCGGUGCCAAGAUUCAUGAGUACAUAAACAAUGUGGUCAAAAGAGGCAUACAUGAGGUAGUUUAGACACUGCUAUUAGGUUUCCAGCUAAGCUUUUCCCAUGGCUGAAAGUGCUUAAAAGUGUGGGUCUGAACAUGCGAGCAGUUGGAGAAGAGAGGCACAACACGGCAGGUCGUGUGAUUUGCCAAUAAAAUCAAUCACGACUUAUGCUGUGUAUAACGACACUGUACGAAGACAUUAACUGUGGCAAUACAAAAAAGAGUGUUCUUAAAGUUUACCAGUCACCAAAUAAAUAAUGAAACUCUUUUAGUACCCUUUGAUAUCAAAGAAUCUUUCAAUGUUUACUUAAGGUAAGUGGAAUCUGCAAGACAUUAGGUAACUGUGUGGGAUGAAUGCAGACGGGAGCACUGUGUUUGAGUUAUGAAACAACUAUGUUAUAGGGGUUGCUAGAUAAAUAAAUAAAUGUAAACUAGGAUUUAAGAUAGAAAGAAUGGAUUCUCAGAAUUGUCAGAAGUAACUUUUAACUGGAGACUAUUUUCCUGUGCUUUUAAAGUGUAUUUAGUCAGAAUUACUAUAAAACUUUUGACAACAUAGAACAUACUAAUUAGUGCAUAAGAGGCGGGCAUUUUUACCAGCAUAAAAUUUGUUGGUGAGCUGUUGUAUACAUUACGCUUUUAUUUACAUUCCAUUAUUUAAUGAAUUUGUAUUUGUAAAACUAAUAUUUGAUGUAAUUUUAUAAAUGUUGCAUUUGGUUUUUAUUUGUUUUAUGUCAUGACAAGGCAAAUUAAUUAUGUUAUGUACUUAAUGUGUGUGUGGAAACCAUACAGUAAUAAUUUUUGAUUCUCAUAAUUUGCACAGAAGUUUCACACCCCUACCAUCUCCCCAUAAGUGGAGGUUUGUUCGGUGGAGUUAUUGAACAUUAGAGAAUGAAAUUACUUUUCCUAUACUAAUAUGAUACUUUAAUGAUUUUGCAUAGUUAUUACAACAUAAGAUAGUGCAUUGUAAUUCUUUUAAUUGGUUGUGUAUGGAAUUAAGGUGGCUCUGCAAGAUUUUGAAAUGUUUAUACAUGUACAGUAAUCAUAGCUAUGUUUUGGCUACAGACAUUUUUCAAAAGUUUCGAAAGUGUUCUACAGUGAUGUACACAAAUAUCUGUGACUUUGAUAAAAUACUUUGAACUCUGUUAGUUGCAUGUAUUUAUCUGUUAAUAGGUAUUACGUAGGGAGUAUGAGAGUAUAUUAUUUACAGAGUUUAAUACAAUAACGUAACAGUUUUAUAUAAGUAUGUAACUUCAUUUUGUAACUGUCAGGUGCUAUAUUAAUUUGUGGUUACUUGGUAAACACUUAUUAAAGUUAAGGGGGAUUAUUUGUUUUAAUCCUUAUUUUAAUUUGGUGAAUAGGGAGUGGUGAAACUGAUGAAGUAUAAUAUUGUUUUUUAACUAUUAAUCGUAAGUAUUAACAUUGAGGGUGAAAAUUAAAUAGUGACUUAUUGUGAUAUUUUGCAUUCAAUAUUUUAAGUUUGGAUGCUGGCGUUUCAAAAUACUUAAGAUAUCUAUCCAUUGACCAUUGGUCAAUUAUGUGAAAUUGUUUGAAACAUAAAUAUGUGCUUUUUAAGGAAGUACUUGCAGUUUUAUGGUAUGCAUAUACAGUAAUACAUUAAUACAAACCUGAUUAACAUAAAACUUGUUACUACAAAAUAUUUUCAUACUCCUUUGAAAUAGAGUUGGAGAUUCAGUUGAUUUUUUUUUAUACAAAAUAUCAUAUGUAUAUUUAAUAGAACCAAGAUUUUUGUUCCAUGAGAAAAUAAUUGAAUAACUUGUAUGAUAUUAAAGAAUAGUGAAUGCCAUUACUUAAAGAACAUAAACACAUUUUCACAGUGUCUGUUUAUUUCUUUAUAAUAAUCAUGCAGGAGUGUGUUUAAAAAAAAAUCUCAUUGUCAGAAAGUGACAGACUUAUGAUCCCUUCUGGUUUGUAUUGAUGAGGUUUGAUUGUAAAACUGAAAGAAAACUAAUUGUGUAUUUCACAUAUAAAAAUGUCACACUUUGUUUGUCUUUUAACUUUUAACCUGUUAAGACUACCAGUGAUUGAAUUUGUUGUAUGAAGUAUGUAGCUUGUUGGAAUGUACAUAUGUAUUACUGUAUAUCAUUUGACGUGAACACUUCCUCAAAGUUGAGUUCCUUUUGGCAUUAAGAGCUUAAACAUUUCAUAGGCUGAAAAAUACACUUGCUAGCUAAAGUUUUGCAUAAUAGCUAGUGGUGGGUCAAAUCCCAAAGAGAACUUGGAAUGUACCCCUUAAAUCCUAAUAUAGGUGAGAAGGGUUCAAAAUAAAAUAAUGUACAAGAAACAAAAAAUAUUAACUAUCGUGUUGAAAUAUUUAAUCCUUUUAGAUGGUUUAUUCAUGAACUAAGUUUUCAGAAUCAAUAUAUGUAUGUAUAUAAUUGCAUGUUAAAAGUACAAUAUCUUAGAGAAUGGUAACAGGUUAGAUAUUGAUGUGGUCGAGGGAAUCGUUAGUGGACAUUUUAAGGAAAUUACUGGGUGCCACUUGUUUUAAGGGCACGGAUCUGGCGGAGACUAACCCCGCAUGAUGACUCUUUUCACCCUCAACACAUUUCCCAAGACUACCAGAACUUGGCCCACUUCUAGCAUCGGGAACACUAUAGAAAAUACUCACGUAGGCUCUUUCGGCGUCCCGCAUGUCACUAUGCAGUAACAUGUACACGGGUGGUUAGGCGUAGAUGAAAACAUGAGGCGUGCGGUAUUGCAAUGAUUUUAUUACACGGCACUGCGUCUCAAGCACCUCUUACAAUAACUGCAAUUAACAAAAAAAAAUACAGCUGUGUAACACCUCAUGGCACGACUGGUCGAUUUGAAGUCCAAGUCACCUCAUGGUCGCGUAACGGCAGAGUUCCGAUUGAAGGAUUUCUAAAUAAUUAAGUAAUACAGCUGCGUCCCCGAGGUAAGCUCUGAGGAUGAUUUAUUACAUGUUUUGAAAGAAAGUUACAAACAGAAAGACGAAGAUCAGUUAAACGCAAAAGGUGAAGUCUCCAGAGUGCCGAGAGCGUCUUACCUCGGGUGGCGACGAGAAGCGACUGGGCCGAGCUCCGGCCGCUGAGGUGGCUCAUCGGCACUUUGGCACCAAGCGGAAUAAGUCUUUGUAUCAUUUGUAGUUGUGCCGCUGACGUACUUGGGCUAAACAAGAUAAUACCUUAAAAAUUAAUCUUUGACCAUUUCAGCCUCAGGAACAUUUAAUAAAAAGUUAAAUAAAUUAAACUUUUAAUGGCCUUCGGCAGUCCGAGUCUCUUGCGGCGAAGCGGUAACAUAAAAUAAUAAACUUGCAGAAUGUUUAAGGAAUUCUGAAACAACAUAAGCACUUACGAACAAGCCAGAAGGGUGUGCAAUACUAAUUACUAAUUAAUAAACUCUGAUUGGAUUGCGCCGUCUUGCGGUAGCUAGUUCGUGACGUGCUGACACGCGCAUGUCGUCGGCAGGAGGUGGGAGGGGCGGCGACACAUCACGCUCAGUGGGGCGAGUCCCGGACGACGUCUCGUGAAUAAACAUCGGGGGUUAUCAUUGAUGAAUAUUUUAAUUUUCUUUAUUUCCUUUAAUAGUAUUUUUCAAAUCUAUUUCCUUGAAUAUUGGAUCUUUAUGUACGAAGGAUCUGAUGGUAUUUGAGGACUUUAUUGUCCCAUCACGGCCAUCACUAAUAAGCAUAUCCAAGGGUUUUUUCCCCUGAAUCCUUGGUGAGUGAGGAUCAGACUGGACACUGCAGUGGGGCGGUGGGUAUAGUCGUCCACCCCGCCCCCACUUCCUCAACUGCGUUCUCACUGCUUCGCACUUCACCCGUCUCUCUUACCUUAGUGUCAGUGGAACCUUAAACACUGAGGAGUUGAUUCUUUGUGCGUUCAUUUGUUCACUUUGAGGAUGGGCACAGGGGAAACAAGCGAAGGUUACAAAGAGAAUGGUUCAUUGUAGACAGUGGCACAGUCAGACUAGUGGGAGGUCCCUCCCCCAUCUUACCUUACCCAUCCUGUACAACUCUUUAGUUACUGGUUGGUAAGGCCGCGGACAUGCCGGGUUAUAAGUUUUGCCAGAUCAUCAUAGUUAUAACUGCAAUGCCAAAGGGAAAUUAGUAUACAGUGCAUUAGUACAUAUUUAAAACCUGUUGCAUUACACUGCUCCUUAGAAAGAAAAAAAAUUCCUGGUAAGUAUUUCUGCAUCUGUGAUUUAGAUCUAUUCUUCGAAAAAUUAUUACUGGAAUGUACCCACUAGAAAACAACAAAUAAGGUACAGAAGUGAAAACCAACGGUCACGAUAAAGUCUUGAGCCAACAAAAAACUCUUGCAGCGCAGGAGUGAGACCUAGACAGCUGGAAUUCACCCGGAAAAAUCUAAACAUGAGUGGUUUUGAAUGGUACCAUAGAAUGCUGUUUUUCGCAUUCAUGGUGUGCCCCAGAUCGUAAUAAGUCAACCCUCGAUAUCGUUAUGCAAAACUUUUGUUGAAGCAUGUUUUGCAGUAGACUUAAAGCUCUUAUGUCAACCUGAGCAGUGGUGCUUGUCAUUGAAAAUUGGGGUUUACUGCUGAAAUAUUUUUAUUUUCUAUUGUUAGAAGAAUUUAACAUGGGGCUAAAUGUUAUAUUUUGUAGGUAUUUUGUUUGAACAUUAAAUGAUAAUUUUAUGUGUAUUGAAAUAAGUUUUUCCAGAUUUUUAUAGCAAGUGUUUAUUUUGUAAUGAAAUUAGUAUUAAUAUGUUCCUAAAACUUUUAACUGUUUUAAAAGAAUUUAUACAUAUUUGUUUUUCUAACUAAUAGAAAUUUUCUGAUGUAUAAAAAUAUAUGAGUGGUGUCAUUGUGUUACAUAAGUCUUUUUGAAUUGUGUAACUAAUGGUAAUAUCUUGAUACUUAUAUUAAAAUGUUUUACAAGUGUUA